Messenger RNA from Durio zibethinus, 1793 nucleotides. Its product is annotated as dnaJ protein homolog. Gene Ontology annotation, biological process: response to heat; protein folding. The record is from RefSeq and is a predicted model, not a curated record. Gene Ontology annotation, molecular function: ATP binding; Hsp70 protein binding. NCBI's taxonomy places the organism in Eukaryota, Viridiplantae, Streptophyta, Magnoliopsida, Malvales, Malvaceae.
CAAAGCUAAAAGGGGGAAAAAGUAGACAAUUCUAGAGCCUUCUGUAUUUUCUCAGGAUUCCAAAAUCUAAAUCGUCCAUUCAACGAUCUCUCCUAUAAAUCGUACCCUACCCAGCAUUCCCCUUCCCAAAGCUACUUCAUUUAUUCUUUUCUUCUCUUCUCAUGCCCUGUCUAGAGCUCUCAGGUUGCCCUUUGUUACAUUAUCUUCACAAACAAAGAAAAGCAGUUUUGUAGAUUAAAAAUUAAGAAAAAAAAUCAAAGAUGUUUGGAAGAGCACCGAAGAAGAGUGAUAACACCAGGUACUAUGAGAUUCUGGGUGUUUCCAAGAACGCUUCCCAGGAUGAUUUGAAGAAAGCUUAUAAAAAAGCCGCCAUUAAAAACCAUCCUGACAAAGGCGGUGAUCCUGAAAAGUUUAAAGAGUUGGCUCAAGCCUAUGAGGUACUGAGUGAUCCUGAGAAACGUGAGAUAUAUGAUCAGUAUGGUGAGGAUGCGCUCAAGGAAGGAAUGGGUGGUGGUGCUGGGGCUCACGACCCUUUUGACAUCUUCUCGUCCUUCUUUGGUGGAGGCGCUUUUGGAGGUGGUAGCAGUCGUGGAAGAAGACAGAGACGGGGAGAGGAUGUGGUUCAUCCUCUGAAGGUGUCUUUAGAGGACCUUUAUCUUGGGAUCUCAAAGAAGCUUUCUCUAUCUCGCAAUGUGAUAUGCUCAAAGUGCAAUGGCAAAGGCUCGAAAUCAGGAGCUUCAAUGCAGUGCUCUGGUUGCCAGGGUUCUGGUAUGAAGGUUUCAAUCAGGCACCUUGGUCCUUCCAUGAUUCAGCAAAUGCAACAUCCUUGCAAUGAGUGCAAGGGUACUGGUGAGACAAUCAAUGACAAGGACCGCUGCCCUCAGUGCAAGGGUGAGAAGGUUGUUCAGGAGAAGAAAGUGCUGGAAGUCAUUGUAGAGAAGGGUAUGCAGAAUGGACAAAAGAUUACAUUUCCAGGUGAAGCUGAUGAAGCGCCUGAUACCGUUACUGGGGAUAUAGUCUUUGUCCUUCAGCAGAAGGACCACCCAAAAUUCAAGAGAAAGGGUGAAGACCUGUUUGUGGAACACACAUUGUCACUGACUGAGGCUUUGUGUGGCUUUCAAUUUGUACUUACCCAUCUGGAUGGUAGACAACUUUUAAUCAAGUCAAACCCUGGGGAGGUUGUGAAGCCUGAUUCCUUCAAAGCAAUUAAUGAUGAGGGGAUGCCCUUGUACCAGAGGCCAUUCAUGAAGGGCAAAUUGUACAUUCACUUCACCGUUGAAUUCCCUGAUUCUCUGAGCCCUGAUCAGGUGAAGGCACUUGAGGCUAUUCUGCCACCAAAACCAACCUCUCAAUUGACUGAUAUGGAGCUAGAUGAGUGUGAGGAGACCACGCUACAUGAUGUGAACAUUGAGGAAGAGAUGAGGAGGAAGCAGCAGGCAGCACAGGAAGCUUAUGAUGAAGACGAGGAGACGCAUGGUGGUGCCCAGAGGGUGCAAUGUGCCCAGCAGUGACGUCGAAGAAAACAAAAUUUAAGCUGAUUUGAGUAGUAUUCAUGUACUUAGAACUAUGGAAGCUAAUCUCCAUAGUAGUUAUGUAGAACUGUGAGUGUAUGGUUGUUGCAAGACGAUGUCUUGCAUUGGUGGUGGAAGCUAAUCUACAUGGUACUUAUUUAGAAUUGGGAGUGUAUGGUUGUUGUAAGACAUGUCUCUCAUUGCUGGUGGGUGAGUGGUGGUGUUCUUGUUUUCCAGAUGUUAACAGAAGAUAUGGAAAUCUCUUCAUUGCCAUUGCCAUUA